AGAAUAUUGUUGGACUCAAUGGUUCGAUGAUGAAAAUGGUGGUGAUAUAUCAGCCUCCGCUGUAUACGAGAAUGAAUCUAUUGAAGAAAUCUUUGCACAAUAUCCAACUAUGAGCUGUCAGAAACCUACCGGAAUCCAAUGUCAAACAGUUGAUGGAAUUGCAUAUGACAAGACAUCACAAGUUGUGCAGUGCGACACAAGCUUUGGUUUAAGAUGUUCGAAUAAUGAAGGACAAACAUGUUUGAACUAUAAGAUUCGACUCAUAUGCGCUGAAUUAUGUAGCCAACAUGUAAUAACAGAUUCUGGUACGAUGGUCGGUCUGGGUGAAGUUGAUGCUGGAACAACGACCGGAACAGAAGGUUCUGAAAGUGGCCCAACUGGUUCUACUGAAGAAACCAAAGUAGGUGGAGACACUUCUGGAACAACAAGUGGUACUGACAGUACAGGCUCCGGAACUUCUCAUUCAACAGCUGGGUCGGAGACGAGUGAAGGAGGCUCAACCGGAACCCAUGAAACUGAUUCUGGAUCAACAGAUACUACAGGAGAAACACAAGCAAGUGGAGGUGCCAGUGGAACAGCAACAGGAACAGAUGGUACUGAUUCUGGUUCAACAGUUUCUACAGAAGAAACACACACGACUGGAGAUGCAAGUGGAACAACGACCGGAACUCAUGAAACUGAUUCUGGAUCAACAGAUACUACAGGGGAAACACAAACGAGUGGAGGUACAAAUGAAACAGCAACCGGAACCCAUGAAACAGAUUCUGGAUCAACAGAUACUACAGGGGAAACACAA
Molecule: messenger RNA, 796 nt
Organism: Anneissia japonica
Lineage: Eukaryota; Metazoa; Echinodermata; Crinoidea; Comatulida; Comatulidae
Product: putative per-hexamer repeat protein 5
Source: RefSeq, a predicted model, not a curated record